Messenger RNA from Melampsora larici-populina 98AG31, 486 nucleotides. RefSeq lists its product as uncharacterized. Gene Ontology annotation, cellular component: endoplasmic reticulum; COPII-coated ER to Golgi transport vesicle; Golgi cis cisterna. Lineage: Eukaryota; Fungi; Basidiomycota; Pucciniomycetes; Pucciniales; Melampsoraceae. Gene Ontology annotation, biological process: retrograde transport, endosome to Golgi; endoplasmic reticulum to Golgi vesicle-mediated transport. The record is from RefSeq and is a predicted model, not a curated record. The transcript has 7 exons. The coding region runs from base 1 to 486 and encodes 161 amino acids.
AUGCGAAGAUGUUUUUCUCAUCCUGUGGCCCCGAUGAGCCGACCCGCAACAGAUGGACAAAAAAUCGGUGUAGGACUUACGACUGCUGGAUUCUUUUUUUUGUUACUUGGUAGUAUGUUAUUUUUUGAUGGACCUUUAUUAGCAUUAGGAAAUGUUCUUUUUCUUUCGGGAAUCACCUUGGUGAUUGGACCUAGGAAAACGUAUUAUUUUUUUGCAAGAUGGAAUAAGAUUCGUGGAACUGUAUGUUUUUUAGGUGGGAUCGUUUUAGUUUUCGUUAAAUAUCCUUUCUUUGGGAUCUUGAUUGAGAUGUUUGGAUUUCUGAAUCUAUUUGGAGAUUUCUUUCCUGUGGUUCUUUCAUUCUUACGGCAAGUUCCUAUGGUAGGAACGUUUCUAAGUUUACCUUACAUCAGAGGAUUGAAGAAUAAUAAGUCUGGAUCUCCUAGAGGAGAGAUGUUUGGUGAAGUUAAAGUGAGCAAAUUGGCAUAG